AUGUCAGCCGGGACAGUGGUCAUCGCAGGAGGAAUUCUGGCUACAGUCAUCUUACUGACCAUCGUCGGCGUACUGUGUUUAUGUAGGUUGCAGUAUUACUGCUGUAAGAGGGAGGAGUCUGAGAAGGGGGAAGAGGAGGAACCAGAGCUCGCCACCAUGUCGCCGUCCCGGCCCCUGGCUCUGUCCGCUCCCCCUACGCCUCCGACGCCGGAGCACUACGGCAUCGAACCGGAGAACUACCCUCCCACCUUCCUCACCGAGGCCAACGGGCCGGCCAGCUACUCCCCCACGCCGCCACCGCGCAGGUGCCAGCGCUCGCACGCCUUCUGCCCGUCCUGCGCCCGCUGCUCGAUGCCCUUCUACCUGCAGCACCCGGAGAGGCUGUGCAACGGCGGCCGCAGGAUCAGCUACAGGACUGUGCAGCAGCAGGAUCUGGAGCUGCCUGUGGACCUGGCCAGCUUCUACCACAAGCUCAACCUCAUCCGCUCCGUCACCAUGAAGGAGGUGGUCACCCACAGCAUCAGCACCGACGUGUAGGAGCAGGCGGGGUGGAGGCGGCGCCGCCCUGCUGGCCUGGAGGAAGGGUGCACUGACUCGGUGCAUCAAAUUAACAUAUUAUACGUAGAAGUAUACAGCAUUGAUACCGUGCAACGCUACAACACUGAGGGCUUCUGGGUGAUCUCCUGGCAGCCAUAUUGGAGGUCUACAGCUCUGGAUCAACUGCUACGUAAACGUUUGUUUCGGACAGACUUGAACAGACUAAUUUUUGUCAGUUUUGACUUAAAACUAAUCAUUUUGUGACCAAUAUGUCUGAUUUUGUUCUUUAGAAAAUUGCUAAUUAUCUAGUUAACCAAUGUUAUUUAAUUAAUGUAUGUGUAUCGAAGUAUAAAUAAGACAAUUUACAAUUUGUCAGUAAAUUAAACAAACAAUGUUGUUUGUUUGAAUGCACCACACACAAGAUAUCUGUCUCUCCGCCCGCAGCCGGAGAGAGCAGGAAAACACCAGCACCCGGUCGGUAACGAAACAACAACAUAACUCGUUGCAGAGCUUCGUCACUUCACAAGACACGGAAAAC
This is a messenger RNA of Sebastes umbrosus (honeycomb rockfish), 1075 nucleotides long. RefSeq names its product protein FAM163B (gene fam163b). The transcript is spliced from 2 exons. The coding region runs from base 1 to 537 and encodes 178 amino acids. Lineage: Eukaryota; Metazoa; Chordata; Actinopteri; Perciformes; Sebastidae. The record is from RefSeq and is a predicted model, not a curated record.